AUGGGGCCCCCAGCCAAUAGGGGAUCAUGGGGCCCCUGUGUCCUUGCCCAAACUCAAAAAAGCCUAUGAAAAAGGUAUUCAGUACCUCUCACAGAGAUCACAGUGCUCCCCUGACAAUGCCUUCAUCUACCUUUCUCUCCAGAAGGACGGCACCAUCUUUGUUCAGGCAUCAUCAGGGGUGGACUAACAACUCAUGGGGCCCCCGGGCAAUAGGGGAUCAUGGGGCUCCUGUGUCCUUGCCCAAACUCAAGAAAGCCUAUGAAAAAGGUACCAGGGGCAUCUCAUGGGGCCCCCUACUGACCCCGGCCCUCGGGCAGUGCCCGAGUUUCCAAAUGGUCAGCCCGCCCCUG
This is a messenger RNA of Staurois parvus, 350 nucleotides long. Lineage: Eukaryota; Metazoa; Chordata; Amphibia; Anura; Ranidae. The record is from the annotation of a GenBank genome assembly.